Molecule: messenger RNA, 5723 nt
Organism: Ochlerotatus camptorhynchus
Lineage: Eukaryota; Metazoa; Arthropoda; Insecta; Diptera; Culicidae
Product: zinc finger protein rotund-like
Exons: 4
Coding region: 1002-2876 (624 amino acids)
Source: RefSeq, a predicted model, not a curated record
UUGGAUGUCAUGACACAAAGUGACAAGUGGAACUCAUCGGUCCGGAAGUGAAUAGUGACAAUUUCGCGCUAAAUGCAGAACGCGCGCGCCGGUUUCCUCGAAUGAUUUUAAAUGCUACGUGUGGGCAAUGAAUGAUACUGCAGCGGUUGUAGAAGAUUUUUCAAGAGAUUCUAUGCGCUUCGCUGGGUUUUGAAAACCCGGAAUAGAACCAAAGCACAAGUACAAGAGUGAAGAGCGCCUGCUGCCCGCGUGUGCAGCGCCGCUUCGUUUUUUGGGUUCGUUUUUUUGAGUCAUCGGUCUCUGUUGUUAUGCGAAUUAUUUUUUCGCUAUAUACCACAUAAAACGAGCGUCCUCCCACCCACCCCCGCAUCGUCAAACCGCGUCCGCUGUGGGACCGUUGUCGUAAAAUUCGUCGUACGUGAGAGCUUGCGGCGGCAAAGGUUUUUUUUUUUCGAAAGCAGUUUUUUGCCCCCUUUUUUCGCUGUCUAUUUAGAGAGAAGAGAACCCGAAACAACUGAGAAAAUUCAGACAUCUGAAGGGAAAAAGUGAAGGAAAAUUUACUUGGUGUGAGUGAUACGAGAAAAAAAAAAGUGGUGGAAAAACGAUUUCGGUGGUUUAUCGACCGAGAGGAAAAUAAACACAGUUUUCAAACUUCAAAGUGAUAAGACAGGAAGUAAACAGUAAACAAACGGGGUAGUAGAAUCGGUUGAUCCAUGUGCCGCGGAAAGUGAUCGACGUACGGUGUUGAAUGUGAUUCGUGAUUUGAAAAUUGGUGCCUUCUAGUAGAGAUCUGUGAUCAUUGCUGCAGACCGUUCCGCUGUGGUUCUCGAACGCUAGCCGAGAGAACCGACCUUAUUGUGACCCCAAGUGCCCGCGAAAACGGCUCCAAAAUUCUCUCCCUACAACAUCACCACCCCCAUCAUCCCCCGGCCGGCACCCUGGAGGGUAGAACGAUCGAGUACCGGCCCAGCGGCGGGUUGGACUACCACAACUCGCCGCUGAUGGCUGAAAUCCCCACCGGAGACUACAGCCACAUCCACCGUUCCAUCGACCAACUGCGGUCGAUGAACGAACGUGGUAUGCUUGGUCAGCUGAACGCUCUGACGGGCAACUCGACCGAUCUACGGUCGGCGAUCGUCCACGACUACAAACCGUACAUUAGUGAUUUGCGGCAGCAGCAAAAUAUCCAACGGAUCGAUUAUGCUGCCGUGGUGCACAAACAGGCGCUGGACGAGCAGCGCGCUGCCGCGAAUAACAACAACAAUUCGGACAACGAGCUUCGACACCCGGAGGAUCAGAAACCAGUGCACUACAGUGCGCCGUCCACCCCACCGACGCCGCUUUCCAUCACCGAGGCGCAGAUGCACGAGUCCAAGCCAUAUGGAAUAAAAACGAGCCGCAAUCGAAAGAUCUUUGCCAACAAGGGUGACCUGCAGCUUCACGGUGGCCAGUUGCACAUGCGCGAAACCAAACCGUACAAGUGCGCUCAAUGUACAAAGGCGUUUGCCAACUCGAGCUACCUGUCCCAGCACACCCGGAUACAUUUGGGCAUCAAGCCGUACCGGUGCGAAAUCUGCCAACGAAAGUUCACCCAACUGUCACACCUGCAGCAGCACAUACGAACGCACACCGGCGACAAACCGUACAAAUGUCGACAUCCGGGCUGUCCCAAGGCCUUCUCUCAGCUCUCGAACCUGCAGUCUCACUCGCGUUGCCAUCAGACCGACAAACCGUACAAAUGCAACUCCUGCUACAAGUGUUUCAGCGACGAAGCGUCCCUGCUGGAGCACAUACCAAAGCACAAGGACUCGAAGCACCUGAAGACGCACAUUUGCCAGCUUUGUGGCAAGUCAUACACCCAGGAGACCUACCUCGCCAAGCACAUGCAGAAGCACGCCGAGAAAGAGGAGAAGCGCCGAAAUCGGGGAAACAAUAGCAAUAAUAACAAUAGUAACAAUAACAACAACAAUCCUGCAGUGGCGGUUGCAACAUCAGGAAUAUCGGCAGCCGAUGCGGCCGCUGGAUUAGCGGGCCUAGCAGGAUUAGGCAUCAAUCGAAUGGGUGGUAUGGUCGGUAAUGCCGCAGCUGCAACACUAGUGGGUGUAACGGCAGCCGGUGGCGAACAUCCUUACUGGCCUAAGGUUAGUCCCGACUCGGCAGCCUCCCUAGCAGAAGCCAUGCAGCAACAACAGCAGCAGCAGUACGACUUUGCUAUCCAACAGCAGCAACAGCAGCAGCAACAACAACAACAACAACAACAACAACAACAACAGCAGCAGCAGCAGCAACAACAACAACAACAACAGCAGCAACAGCAUGGUGGCAGCAACCAAGGAGGAGGUGGUAGCAGUAAUUCCGCCAAUGACCAUCACCGUAAUUUGAAUGGUAAUUCGGCCAACGCAGACGAUGUCGGCGAAGAUCUGGUAGUGAUCCGGCAAAACCCUCAACAGCAGCAGCAACAGCAGCACGUGAACAAUCAAACCCCAACCUCAUCGGCAGCGAACGUAGCUGUGACGAGCGGUUCGUACGAUACGUCGAGCGUGACCAAACCCACCUCCAAUUCGGCAUUUACCCCGAUCAACGUGAUGCCACAGCACCUCAACACGCUGGCCGCGGCCCACCACCAUCAGCAGCUGGCAGCGGCACAGAGGCCAUCCUACCUGUACGAUGCCAUUAGUUUUCAGAAUCAGAAAACGAUCCAGCAAGCGGUGGCCGGAAAUGGCGGCGGCGGCGGCGGUGGUGGUGUUGGAAACACAUUCCCCAACCAGCUGAUUUCGUUGCACCAGAUCCGGAACUACGCGCACCAACCGUCGAGUGGGUUGAUAGCGGGUGAACAUUUGCUCAUGGGUGGGGUCGGUAAGGCAGAAAAGCAGUAGGAAGCGGCGCUAGCAUUGAUAUUGCUGAGGGAUUAGCAAGGUUUUCGUUUGGGUUUGAGCGGAAGUGAAAGGAAAUCUUUCGUUUGAGCUUUGCAGGGUCGCCCAGGAGUUUCCCGUGCAUUGCGAUCGCCUUGAUUGGGGAUCGGAAAUGUACAAGUCAUGUUUUACGCCGGUUGAAGUCGAUCUAUCUGAGGAGCAGGUCAUUUUCAAUUAAAGAUCUCACGCGUUUUUUUUUCUGGGAAGCUAUGUGCUAUCAAAUCAGCCUACCGAUCAUCCAUAUACGAUGUUGGUUCCAAACGACAACAAACCAACCUUAUGGUUGGUUGACAUUUGGAACACAUUUUUUGCGAGGUAGGUGAUGAUUGUUCCUAUUUGACAGUCACGUAACUUCCUUCACCUCCCUUAGCUCAGUCGGUAAAGGCGCAGCUAUAAAGCAAGACCAAUGCUGGAGGUUUGUUGGGUUCGAUUCCCCGGUCUGGUCUAGGCAUUUUUCGAGUUGCAGGGUGACCUGUGAACUGGAAAAAAAAAGACUCUGGAUCUUGAACAAAAUUCAGCACCCUUGGACUGGACUGGAUUUUCCGGAUGCAAGCACUUUGAAGAACUAAAUUGAUAUAAAUUCCGUAGAAAUAUUAACAAGAUUUUAGAAUUGAAUUCAAGAGAGUACAAUGUCAGAGAAAAAAUCAAGAAGAGUUUUAGGAAGAACUCUUAAAGAGUUUGUGGAGAUUCGAACCCAUUCGUAAAUGAUCGAAGACGUUUAUUACGGAAAGUAUUAAACUCUUUUAUUCUUGGCUACACGAGGUUACACGAAUGACGAAAUAAGUUUUACGAAUGAUCUUUCUUCUUUUUUAAGAUGUGAGCUCAGAGUACAAUUUUUAGGUGACGAUUGUAUAGAGGUCCAUUUCUUAUUAAUAUUCUUAAUAAGUUCUGAGUAGAGUGUUAAGAGAGUUCUUAUGAGAACUUCAAAGAAAUUCCGAGGGUAUUCAAUUCUGAGGAAAUUAAAAAGGAAGUUUCAAGUGAAUUCUGAAGAAACUUUCAGGGAAAACUGAAAAAUCGCAAGGGUUUCGAAUUUUUAGGGUAUGAUGCCAAAGGAAUUCUGGGAAGAGUUUUAUCGCUAUCCGAUGAUAGUUGCAAGGGUAUCUUGAGAUAAUUUCUAGAGGAUUCUAAGGAGAGUUUCAGGUGAUUGUAAUGGAGAGCUCUAAGAUAAUUCUUACCAGCAUUUCAAGACAAAACUCUGAGGGGAAUUACACGGACAUUUUAAUAGAAUUCCUGCGAAUUUUAAACAUGUUGUAUGUUUUAUUAUUGAAGAAAGCAGCAGUGAAUUCUUGGAUGAAUCAUAAACAAUGCAAAGUGGAUGUUAGGAUAAAUUCCGUCAUGUUUUUGGAGUCUUCUGCAUAGAAUUUCUGGAUUGUGUAAAGACAUUUUCAAGGGACCAGAGAGAAUCUCAUAUCUUAAAGGGUUUCUGAAAAGAACUCUAUGAAGGGAUAUGAUUCUAAAGGAAAUCGAUUCUAACAGAAAGGCCCCGUUAUUUAUUCCCCUCGAAGAAUGAUAGCACCCUCCGAAGGUGCGGCUCUUUAUCAGUCAAAAUUGGAUUCCUUAGCAACCAAAUUAAGCAAUGACACCGAUAAUGACCAUGCAUCAGAACCCUAGUCUUAUCCGCUUCUAGCUAAGGAACAACGAAUAGAAGAUUAGGAAUCACUUAGAUGAAGACUAACUCAUUUUUCAUUUUUCAAGAUCAUCCUGGGUCCAGGCAACCCGAGGACUUAUCACUAUUAAUAAGGCAUAACAAGUAACAAAGACUAAGAUGUGUUCCUUCGAUUACUGAAAAAUCCUGUUCCCCUAGUUUGAUGUAGUCAGGAUUAGGAAUCGGUGAUAGAUCUUACAUUCUUUAACGUACCACGAAAAGGUGUUCUACCCAAGAUACGGGGAUGCUGUCUUAGUAAUUACUCAUUUAAAGUAGUGCUUCAUUCGGCUCAAUCGCAUUCAGUUUAAUGCUUGAUUUAAAAUUUAUAUCGCAUUACCGGGAAAUUUACCAAAAUUUCAGGAAAUUGCUAAUCGGGAUUUGCUGGUCAUGAUGGAGUUGAAACAAUUUUAAACUUCCCUGGAAUAGAGUAGUAUGACUGUACUUGCCACAAAACAAUACUACACACUGAAUCCGGAUCACUGAUGUCGGUAAAAUUUUGCUGGGUUUUUUAACAGUUGAAAAUGUCGGUACAAUUUCAAAUAACCGUUGCACGUUAGGAAUCAACGAUUUUUGUUUUUAAACAUUAAAUUAUGUUUUGAAUUUUUCACUGAUUUUUAAACUUUUACCGAACUGUUCCGUAGUUAAAAAAUUACCGAAUAGCGGAGGCCUGGAUUCAUAUGUAAUGCUUACACAGUUAAUCUAGCUCCAACAGCCGAUUACCUCGGCAUUUACUUUUGCUGAUAUCUCUGCAAAAUAUCUGUUUGUUAGCUGAUAUCUCAGCAAAAUAAAUUGCAGAACUACUCGGCUGUUGGAAUCUCGGCGAAAAAAUUUAAGUGUGUAGAAUCCACUGUGAAAGUGCUCAAAAAACACUAAGUAAUAAAGCCAAAGAAGAAGAUCCUGUCCUUGGAUUUUAGAGAAGUAGGCUGUCACUAUCAUCUGAUUAGAAGAUGAUGAUAGAAAUUUUCUUUAAAAUCUCAGCCAUCUCAUGAUAUAGUACAUGACGGUUUUUUGAAAAUUUCAAUUACAAGCUCAUUCAUUAUUAACUAUAUCACGCAGAAAAAAGUUUUUUAAUUUCAAUGAUAUUAUGUAUUAAGAACAACAACAAAAAUUAUCAUUCCCCGGCUAAUAACUUUUUUUAUUGAAUUCAACAAUAAAUAUUUAUUGUU